Molecule: messenger RNA, 3075 nt
Organism: Malassezia vespertilionis
Lineage: Eukaryota; Fungi; Basidiomycota; Malasseziomycetes; Malasseziales; Malasseziaceae
Gene: IRE1
Product: non-specific serine/threonine protein kinase
Exons: 1
Coding region: 1-3075 (1024 amino acids)
Biological process (GO): protein phosphorylation; IRE1-mediated unfolded protein response; intrinsic apoptotic signaling pathway in response to endoplasmic reticulum stress
Cellular component (GO): IRE1-TRAF2-ASK1 complex
Molecular function (GO): RNA endonuclease activity; ATP binding; protein serine/threonine kinase activity
Source: RefSeq, a predicted model, not a curated record
AUGCGCGUGCGGCUCCGUGGGGCAUGGUGCAUGCUCGCGUGUGCGCUUUCUGCGUGUGCGGCGCGGGAUAUGCGUGAUGUUGCAUUAUGGGGAAAUACCAACACGCCGUACGCAUCCCUUCCGAUCGGACUAGCGGACCUCGAGUUGUCGAAUAUUGUCCUAGCGACGUCUGUGGACGGCAGCCUGCACGGACUUGACCGUGCGAGCGGCGCGUCGCUUUGGUCGUUGCGCGCCCGAGUGUCAGAUAGCACGUUUCCGAUACUGCGGCCGCUUGUAGCGUCAUUUUUUGGCAAAGAGCAGCGUUCCCUGCAGCAGAUUGCCGCCGAAGCCAUCGCGAGCGGCGACCCUGCCAUGAUCAAAACACUGCAGACAAACGGGAUAUACAUUGUGGAGCCGUCUUCCGGGGGAGACAUGUACGUGUUGCGUGCCGCACAGGACCAAGGCAUACAGGUGCCAAAGCUGGAAAAGAUGCCUUUUUCGCUGCCCGACCUGGUCGAGCUCAGCCCUUUUUCGCUGCGCAGCGACGAUACGCGGAUCUUUGUCGCAGAGAAACAAACACAGCUUGUCGAGAUCAACUUGUUCACCGGAAAGAUUGCGGCCAUGUAUGACUCGCGCGAUGCACAGGUUGCGCACGAAGAAACGCCCAAAUACUCGUACAUGCACAAAAGUGACGCGGACGCAAUCGAAUCGCCCUGGGUCUAUAUAGGGCGCACAGACUAUACACUCACGGUUCAUGUACGAAAUGACCCGGAAGCGGUGCAGACGCUACGGUAUAGUGUGUAUGCACCGAACAAUGCGGAUCGCGAUGUUGCGGCAUUGUGGGAGAGCAAUCCACAGCACGAUAGCCGCGCGAUGCUUGCAUCGCCCGAGACGAACGCCAUCAUGUGCUUUGAUAUGCGUCUUGCCAAGAAUCCCAAGCGGGGUGCGCAGCCACUGCCGCCGCUCUUGUGGAAACAUGUGCUGAACUCCACCGCCGUGGACAUUUUCGACGUCGUCUUUGCACCGAUGGCCCAUGCUUCGUUGCUGCGUCCCAUGGUUGUACCGCACAGUGCACGCAUGCUUCCGGAAAUCAUUGCGCAGCAGGAAGGCGUGGGUGCGCCGAGCACCUACCUUGGCAGUGCAGGGAGCGGCGCACUGUACGCACUUGGCCGCGCGCGAUUUCCACUCGUGGAAACAACGGAUCACGCGGCGAUUACACAGCCUGGGCACGAGCCGCUGAUCACGUCGGACAGUUUGGCUGCGUUUGUAGGGGGAUACGACGUGUCGAACGUGCCAAAUCAUAUUGGCGUGCCUUUACUCGACACUGUCGGGCGUGGCAUGCCGAGAAUUGGGCCAGCAGAAACGCUCCCUUCGCUGCCUGCCAGCCCUGGAUUUUUUGCAUCCGGUCGUGCGCUUGUGCCUUCUGGGUAUAUCACGCUGCGGCUGCUUGGCGCGGCACUGCUUCUCUUUGUUCUUCUCCGCGGCUACCAAGUCAUUCAUGCAGGCAGAGCGCCGGUUGUGCUCAGCACAGAUGCACUUUUGUUUGAAGAGACCGCCUGGGACGACAAACGACACACACCAAAGCCGCGCAUUCCCACAAAGGUGCCGGAGAGCUCCGAAGAGGAAAGUGUGCAUGCGCCGGGAGAGGACGCUGCGAAGCGCCGCCGCCGUCGACGUGGGCGUCGCGCUGGAGCGACUGUAUCCGCACGAGGAAAUCGCGCCGAGACGCCCUCGGUGCCGGACCGAGGGAGCGACUCGUUUUUCUCCCAUGCGCCUAGCGUGGAGAAUACAGAGCUGCCUGCCAACACGCUGUUGAAUGCAAACGACAAUCCCACCUCGCUCCAACUCAGCAGCGAGGUGCUUGGGUACGGCUCGUCUGGCACGGUGGUUUUCCGGGGCGAGUUUCAAGGCCGUGCUGUUGCUGUGAAGCGCUUACUCCGUGAUUUUGUGCAGAUUGCGUCCAAGGAAGUGUCUUUGCUGCAGUCUGCCGAUAACCACCCCAACGUGAUAAGGCACUAUUGCCAAGAACUCACGCCGAAUUUUCUCUUUAUCGCCUUGGAGCAGUGCCCUGCGAGCAUCGCCGAUUUGGUCGAGCGCCCCGCCGAGUUUUCCGCACUCUCUCCGUUCCUCGAGCCGCGCGAUGCAUUUCUGCAGAUCACCGCCGGGCUGCAGCAUCUCCACUCACUCUCGAUUGUGCACCGCGAUAUCAAGCCGCAAAAUAUCCUAGUCCAGCAAAAACCAGGGAACAAACUACGCGUGCUCUUGUCGGACUUUGGUCUUUCGAAGCGCAUCGACGGUGCGGCACAGAACAGUUUUAGCCAGUCCAUGACACAGCCUGGCGGGACUGUUGGAUGGCGCGCGCCGGAAGUCUUGUUUGGCAGGCAUCCCUUGCUUACGAAUGAUGGAUCGAUGGGCGACGAAGCAGGGCGCUUGACACGCGCCGUCGACAUCUUUUCUUUGGGCUGUGUCGCAUUUUACCUGCUCACACAAGGAGGGCAUCCGUUCGGCACGCAGUACGAGCGCGAGAUCAACAUUCUGAAGCAGUGCUACGAUCUUGCUCCGCUGGGUGACACUUGCGACGAAGUGGCAGAAAUACAAGCGCUGAUUAAGAGCAUGAUUGAUCGCGAACCGGCUAACCGGCCACUGGCAGCCCACGUCGCCAUCCAUCCAUUUUUCUGGAGCGCACAGAAACGGCUUGCAUUUUUGCAGGACGUGAGCGAUCGUCUGGAAACGCUGGAGCGCGAGCCGCCGGCACCGGCACUUGCAUUGCUGGAGCUCAAUGCGGACAAGGUGAUUGGGUCCGACUGGCGCCGCGCGUUUGACAAGGCUUUCUUGGACGAUGUCGGCAGGUUUCGCAAGUACGACCAAGCGAGCAUCCAGGAUCUGUUGCGCGUAAUCCGGAACAAGAAGCACCACUUUCAGGAUAUGCCGCAGGCGCUACAAAAGCAGCUUGGGGAAAUCCCCGAUGGCUUCCUAUUUUAUUUCACCCGUCGAUUCCCAUUCUUGUUUCACCACGUAUAUGAAACCAUGCAACAGCUGCCCGUACUGCGAGGCGAGCCCGCGUUUCGGGACUACUUUGUGUCGGAUGCGUCAUAG